GGAAAAUUCGGCAUCUCGCUCGCAAUCUGCAUGCUGCCAAGCUGUCGCAAGACUGGUAGAGGGGCGCACAACGUGUCGAGGCUUUGCGCUGCAUGGCAUCUGGUCACGCAUCUGCUUUCCUUUCGCAGACCACACAACGUCGACCAAAAUGCGGUCUAGCUGGACUUCUGUCUGAGAAGAUAGAAGCCGGUGGCGUGGCGGUCACGCGCGAGGAAAGCCUCGCUGCGUUAGACUUCCUGGUCGCGGCCCUCACCCGGCUGCGCUUUGAGGCGCUGUGCCUGCUAGGGCUGGUAGCGGUCCGCAUGUGCGAGGACGCACGGCGAGAAGGUCAAGGCCUGCAGCCGCACUGCGCAACGUGUCGCCGGCUUCGGAAGACGGAGCUGGUGGAGGACGACGUGUACGCGGCGAUCUGCGCUGUGUCGGUGUAUGUGUGACCUCACCGAGCAGGGCCGGAAAAGGGGCUGGCCGUCCAAGCGAGACCAGCAUCCUGAGGACGACCUUUUCCGGCAUGUCUGCGAGGAGCACUUCCCGCGCGACGAGGAGGCCGCGGGUGCUCGCGUCAACAGGUCGGGCUUGACUCCCUUCCUGCCGCCGUUGUCGAAGGGCAUGUUUACCAACGUAAACAACCACUACGGCGCAAACUUCGCAGCCUGGCUGGCGCGCAGCUUUCGCUGCCGCAUCGACGACGAGCUUCGCGAGCUCCGUACUCCAGCCACGGAAAAGCUGGACAAGCUGGCAUGGAGCAUGGCGCAUGCCGUGCUCUACGACGGCGAGUUAGAGCAGCCGCGCUGGUGGGUGGGUUGGGCCCAGGGCGCCGCCGCGCAAGCUGCGGGCGGGGCGGCUGCGGCGGCGGCACAGGGCGCCGGCCCUGCGGGCGGGGCCGCCGCCGCGCAAGCCGCGGGCGCGGCGGCUGCGGCGGCGGCACAGGGCGCCGGCCCUGCGGGCGGGGCCGCCGCCGCGCAAGCCUGGACCGCCCUCGUUGACUACGUCAACGCCCAGCGUGCGUCGAAAAGGGCCGCAGAGCUGUUGCUGCGGGAGGUCAAGGGGGCGCAGGCCACGUACAAGAAGGCCAGCACGCGGCACAUGGAAUGGGCUGCGGAGAUUCUCGCAGGCCUUGAGGCACGCCGCGAUCAGCUGGGGGCGCAGGUGCAGCAACUGACGCAGGCGCAGCCGUUGACGCGAGAGGACACGCAGCGGCUUGCGUCCUUGCGCCGGGAACUGCAUCGCGCACGUCCGUUCACGCUGACCCCCAGCCCCUCCUUCGCGCCGAUCUAUGUGCCCCUUGACAACACGUCCAUGGCCCGCCUUCCUGGGCUGCUGCCCACCCUGGCAAGGCGCCAUGGCGAGGUCUUCGCCGGUGCAGGCGCGGGCGCCGUGGCACCCUCCUCGUUUGUCCAGGCCGCGUUUGGCGGCGGGGGCAUGCAGUCGUCUGCCACGCUGAACGCCGUCGGCUGGGGCCUGUUCCAGCUCGGGGGUGUGACCUCCCGCAACGCCCCCUUCGCCAACUACAUCACCACGGACGGGGUGGCCUGCAGCGUCGCGCGAGAAGCGCACAACAAGCCGCUGGCCAACUUGAAGCCGGCGACCGCGCCCGCCGAUGCGGAAGAGCUGUGCACCCUGGAGGAGAUGAAGGCCACGCAGAUCAUCGGUGUGGACCCGUGCGGGGGAGGGAAUUGGUUCAUGGCAGCACGGUCUCCGCUGUACCAGCCAGGGCCCUGGGCUUGGGAGGGUGUCAGGGAGGGUGUCAGCCCUGCCCAGCGCUCCCUGCUCGAGCUGCACGACAAGCAGCUGGAUGAGGAGUUGUUCCCUGGGCAGCUGCCGCCGGAGCCGCGUCGCAGGCGCAAGGGCGUCAGGCGCGAGGGUGGCGGGCGCAAGGGGGGCGGGCGCAAGGGGGGCCACCGCCGGAAGCAAUCGAAGCACUGGCAGCCGCGAGCGUACAUCGGCGGCAUCCCCAUGGCGGCGACCGCGUCGGCGGCCCGGUUUGAAGAGCGCCUGCGCUACCUCUUCGCCAGUGGGGCGGCAGGGCAGGCGGCGGGGCAGGAGGCGGGGCAGGCGGCGGGGCAGGCGGAGGCGGCGGGGCAGGCGGCGGGGCAGGCGGAGGCGGCGGGGCCGGCAGAGGCGGGGCCCCGGGGCGCGGUGCAUGUGCUGUGGCACUACCACUUCUCCGCCUUCCGCCGAAAGCGCUGGGCUGCGUUCAUCCAGCGCGACCGCGCGCUCCACCGCGUCGCCAAGCAGCUCACGGGCGGCAGGCCCAAGGAGCAGGUGGUGGUGGGGUGGGGUUCGUGGGCCUUCCAGGGAGGGAAGGGCGGCUCCCCCAUCUCCGUCAGGGGCGGGCGCGCGCUGACGGGGCGGCUCAUCAAGCUGCUCCGUGAGCGCUACGCCAAGCAUGUGUUCAUCGUCGAUGAAUACAAGACCUCCAAGACCUGCUACAACUGCGGGUGUCAGGAGAUGGCCAUCAAGCGGCUUGGGGGGCUGAAGGAGGGGCAGCGGCCCUGGUCGGUCAAAGUCUGCAACGACUGCUUGACGACCUGGAACCGCGACGUCUCCGCCGCCAACGUGAUCCGUGCGUGGGCUCCUCCUGCUGAAGCUGAUGGGCUUCGAGCGGCCGACCAAGCUGCAGCGGCCGCCAUGGCCGCCGGCAACGGCGGGGCCGGGCUGAGAGCCUGAACGGCGCUAGCAGGGCGUGGGGCUGAGGGUGCACGUGUCGAUUGGCGGCGAGUGACGUGACUAGUUUGUUAGCUGCGGGUUAGUACGGACUGUGCACCCCACCCAACCGGCCACGUCCGGAUUUGCGGGGAUGCCAAAGGCCCCCAACAUAGAGGCGUGUGCUUAGUAGGCGCCCGCGUCAAGGUGGCUGGGUUGAUAACGACCCGGGAGGGGAGGGCUCAGCCCUUUUCCUGCCUCCCUAAGGCAGCCACCUCAUUGUUGUUCCUACGCAGGCCUUGCAGCCUCCAGCUUUCCCUGCCUGUAAGCCUGUGCCCAU
Molecule: messenger RNA, 2983 nt
Organism: Chlamydomonas reinhardtii
Lineage: Eukaryota; Viridiplantae; Chlorophyta; Chlorophyceae; Chlamydomonadales; Chlamydomonadaceae
Exons: 5
Coding region: 427-2667 (746 amino acids)
Source: RefSeq, a predicted model, not a curated record